CUAUGGCGCUGCACGGCUUUAGGCCCGGCUACUGGUACCACCAGCCUCGGUGGAAACCCCUGUCUGGGGAAGGGCCCUGGAUCACAGUAAUGCUUUACGAUGGAGGGGACGAACUGAGGCUGAAGAUCAACGUGGAAGGAGCUAAGGAGGUGGAGAUGCGGACUAACUCGAAACUGCAGGACAUGAUCACGGAGGCAAAGGAUCGUGCGGAGAGGCGCUGCAGGAGGGACGGAGUGACAGCGAAAAUGCAGCCUAUGAUGAUAAUGAUUGGCCCUUCAGAGCAGUGCAUGCCACGACUCACUCGAUCACAGACCAAGACCAUGGACCGGAAGGAGGGAGAAUCCGUCCUGGCCUAUGAGGAACACCUGGCAGCUUUCAUCCAGGAGGCCAAUGACAGGGCUGCCGCCGCAACCAAGGAACGUGGUCGGAUUGAGCAAGAAGAAGAGGCCAAGCGACAGAGGGAAGAACAGGACCGACUUCACGAGGCCCCGGAGACUGAGAAAGGGCUGUCAGCCCUUGCGCAGGUCUCCCACGACCUCGUGGCCACCUGCGUUCUGCACCAGGAGGAAAUCCUUCACCUGCAGCAGACAGUGGACCAGAUGCUCGCACGGCUGCAGGCGUUGGAAAAACAGCCAGCUGCUGUAGCAGCCGCAGGGCCUUCAAACCUUGCCACCCGUGUUCAAGUUUUGGAGGACGACGUCAGCAAUAUCAAGCGUGUGCAUCAGGACUUCAGGACGUCGCAGCAAGCAACGAACUUGCAGUUGGAGACGCAGGUCCAGGCUGCUGCCACCGUGACGCUUGCCGCCGCAUCCUCCAGGCGCCCACCCAAGCUAGAUGACAUUCCCGUCUUCUGCGAUCAGUCCAAGACGGAACCGAUCCCGUGGUGGCGCCAGUUCACUCUCAGGCUCGACAUGCACCAUGUCCCAAACAACGAUCGACAUCCGUGCUUGUACCACCGAUCUGGUGGUGCGUGUCAAGCAUGGCUGGACAACAUCUUGACCAGCCACGGCGUAGCAGUGUCGGAACUGCACACCAAGCUCACUUGGCAGGAGUUGACUGACGCCUGGCACAAGCGAUUCCAAGUGGAGCCACCCGACCUGCAAGCGAUGAACAAGCUCAACAAGCUCCAUCAGAACACGCUACUCAAUCAGGACUGGAUUACCGAGUUCCAAAGACUCGCCUCCACACCUGACCUGCCGCUCGCAUUCCGCGCCAUCAAGCACUUGUUUAUCAUGCGCUCGUGUCCAGCUCUGCAAAACGCGCUGUCGCAGAUUGCAGAGACACUCGACACACCUGACAAGCUUUUCAGCACAACGUCACGGAUCAUUCUCACGAAUAUCGAAGCCCGCACGCCGGCCGAUCUUUCGCGACGACGAGCGGCACCCAGCCCAAGCCAAAGGUGGCUUGCAUUACUUCUAUCGAGGCUGCAACACCAAACGAGGGUGAAGUGUUGGCAGCUGCCCGGGAUGGUGGCYGRCCGCGYAACAAYCACRGCCGCGACAAGACGAAGACUCAGUCCACCUCUACACCGAGCACCGGAUCAGCAGCCGACGAACCUUGGGCGCAAUACGGACUCUCGGCGAAUUCCUAUCGCACGCGGCUCAAGUACUGUUAUUGCCUUUGGUGCAACAGCACUAUCCAUGAUGUUGCACAUUGCCCCACCAAGGGGAAACCCCGUCCGGGAAAGUAGGCGCCGCCGAGGGGGACUCGACACCUCCCUCGACGCCAUCGGAAGCGGUUGUGGCCACGACCGCCCUUUCUUCCAAGGCAUAUGCGGAUGUCAGGAGUCUUCCACUUUCGUUCGAAGACUUCGCUGCCCGGCUCGUUCCUUCACUGGAUGCUUCUCAAGGACAAGAUACAUGUGCGGCUUUCUCACCGUCCGAAGGUUCUUCCGCCAGUUCGUCUUCAUCAAGGGAUUCCGCAAGCGUGUUCAACGAGGAGGCUUUGGACCCGCUCACGCCCGAGGAUUUCGCUUGGGUUCCUCUCCCUACGACGGGCAACCUUYCGGGGCCGCAAAGCGCAGCCCUAUGCGCCCUCUUACACGAGUAUCUUUCCUUCCAUGCACCACCAACUUCGCCGACGGUAGACGAAGUCGCAGUGGGGGACAUGCUUGGCUACGUUGCCAAGGUGGCCCGCGAAUUUGUCUCGCAACGGGAUGCAUUUAUCGCAUGUCCGAGGAGGAGCUCACGGUUCUCCAUGCGCAACUCAACGAUCUACUUGACAAGGGUUGGAUCCGCCCUAGCAGCUCACCUUACGGUGCGCCCGUUCUCUUCGUUCGGAAGAAGAACAAGGACCUUCGACUUUGCAUUGACUACCGACGCCUCAACGCGCAAACCAUCAAGAACGCGGGGCCUCUACCUCGCAUUGACGAUUUGCUUGAGCGGUUGGGCGGCGCCAAGUACUUUUCCAAGUUGGACCUCAAGUCGGGCUACCAUCAGAUUUCCAUCCGCCCGCAAGAYCGGUACAAAACCGCGUUUAAGACGCGAUAUGGGCAUUUUGAGUGGGUAGUUAUGCCUUUUGGCCUCACCAAUGCCCCGGCCACCUUUCAGGCGGCCAUGACCACCGAGUCUCGCGCUAUGUUGGACCGCUUCGUCUUGGUCUACUUAGACGACAUCCUCGUCUAUAGCCGAACUCUAGAGGAGCAUCUCGAGCACCUUCGCCGUGUUCUAGAGACUCUUCGGUCAGCCUGGUACAAAGCUAACCGCGACAAAUGCGAGUUUGUCCGGCAAGAGCUUGAAUACUUGGGUCAUUCUGUCUCUCCGGAAGGCAUUCAUCCGUUGGCGGACAAGAUUCAAGCCAUCCUGGAGUGGCCCGAGCCGAAGAAUGUGACGGACGUCCGAUCCUUCCUCGGCUUGGCCGGUUAUUAUCAGCGCUUCAUCAAGGGUUACUCGAAGAUCGCGGCCAACCUAAGCAAGUUACAAAGCGAGGAGCGGCCUUUUGACUUCGACGACGACGCGCGCCAUUCUUUUGAAACACUCAAAGCGCCACUCUUGUCCGCCGAGGUGUUACAUAUUUACGACCCGCUUCUAGCUACACGCGUCACUACCGAUGCGUCGGGCUAUGGCAUUGGGGCCGUCCUUGAGCAGCACGAUGGCACGGACUAGCACCCGGUCGAGUACUUUAGCAAGAAAAUACCUCCCGUGCAUUCGAUCGACGACGCAAGAAAGAAGGAGCUUCUUGCCUUCGUCCACGCCCUCAAGCGUUGGCGACAUUUCCUCCUUGGUCGAAAAGCAUUCCGAUGGGUAACGGAUAACAAUCCGUUGGUAUUCUACAAGUCGCAAGACACGA
Molecule: messenger RNA, 3288 nt
Organism: Chara braunii
Lineage: Eukaryota; Viridiplantae; Streptophyta; Charophyceae; Charales; Characeae
Source: the annotation of a GenBank genome assembly